Molecule: messenger RNA, 4160 nt
Organism: Aquila chrysaetos chrysaetos
Lineage: Eukaryota; Metazoa; Chordata; Aves; Accipitriformes; Accipitridae
Product: signal transducer and activator of transcription 5B
Exons: 18
Coding region: 1042-3390 (782 amino acids)
Biological process (GO): growth hormone receptor signaling pathway via JAK-STAT; defense response; cytokine-mediated signaling pathway
Molecular function (GO): RNA polymerase II cis-regulatory region sequence-specific DNA binding; DNA-binding transcription factor activity, RNA polymerase II-specific
Source: RefSeq, a predicted model, not a curated record
CACUUCGGGGUGGGAGGGAGGCACAGCCCCCGCCAGUGCGGUCUCCCUCUGCUUGUCACCAUCCAGUGCAGUAACUGGAUCCUGUCCCGGUCACCCAGCCUUGGGACACAGCCCAAGGCAUCGCGCCCCUGUGUGGCACCUCUGCAUGAUACUGAAUCCCAGGGUUUGGGUGUGAGUGUGUGUAAAUGCGAUUUAUUGCUGCAUUCUUGGCUUGGAGGGGCUGCGAGCCCCCCAGGCCCUCCCUUAUGGCUCACCAUCACGUCAACCCUCAAAGACUUGACGGCCGGGUUGUUUCUCCAGGUCCCACCAAGCUGCAGGUGUAACUGCGGCAGGGGACGCUCUGGCUUUUUAUAGGUGCCGUCCUUUCUCGCUGCCCCGUGUGAGCCGGGGUGCCAGAGCCGCGUGGCGGGUGGGAUCUGGCAGCGCUCCUGCAUGGAGCCAGAGCCGCCCCAAAACUUGCUUUGGGAAGCUCUGUACUCUGUCCGGCGUCUCCCUGCGGCAGCUGCGGGACUGGGGACCCGCCAGGAUCUGCAGUGCCACGUGGGCCCUUGGGGCUGGGUCUGCUCCUGCCUGACCGUCUGCUGGCGCUACCAGGGUGUGGGCAGGAGCCGGGGCGAGCGCAGGGGGGGCCUCUGCUCUGCGUCACCCUGGAUUUCUCACCAGCCCUCCUCCCGGCCCCGUUUCCUCAUUUGCGUGGCCAGCGAUGGCUGCGAUCCUGCGGCGCAGCAAGGGGAAAUGAUUACCAUGUGGAGAGGCAGCGCAGAGGCGUGUUCGUGGCCCCAGACCCCCCCAGAGCUCUUCCUAGAAAAGAGAGGGUGACUCAGAGCCAGGGUCCCCUGCCCCCCCACACCUCUUCCUUCGGUAGCCGGAGGCGGCUCCAGCAGCACUGGAGAACUCAGAGGCUCCCACAAAGGGCUUCGGGAACCUGGAGGAACCUGCAAAGGGCUUGCAGGGGCAGCCAGGGCGGGACCCCCACCCACAGCGCAGCGCCCGGCUGCGGUGCCCUGACGAGCCCAUCUCCGCGGCAGGUGGUGGUGAGCCAUGGCGGUGUGGAUCCAGGCGCAGCAGCUCCAGGGAGAAGCCCUGCGGCAGAUGCAGGCGCUCUACGGGCAGCACUUUCCCAUCGAGGUGCGGCACUACCUGUCACAGUGGAUCGAGAGCCAGGCAUGGGACUCCAUCGACCUCGACAACCCCCAGGAGAAUGUGAAGGCGACGCAGCUGCUGGAGGGGCUGAUCCAGGAGCUGCAGAAGAAGGCAGACCACCAAGUGGGCGAAGAUGGCUUCCUGCUGAAGAUCAAGCUGGGGCACUAUGCCACGCAGCUGCAGAACACGUACGACCGGUGCCCCAUGGAGCUGGUGCGCUGCAUCCGGCACAUCCUCUACCACGAGCAGCGGCUGGUGCGGGAGGCGAACAACAGCCCCUCGCCGGCCGGCUCCCUGGUGGAUGCCAUGUCCCAGAAGCACCUGCAGAUCAACCAGACCUUCGAGGAGCUGCGGCUCAUCACGCAGGACUCUGAGAACGAGCUCAAGAAGCUGCAGCAGACGCAGGAGUACUUCAUCAUCCAGUACCAGGAGAACAUGCGCCUCCAAGCCCAGUUCUCCCAGCUCUCCCAGCUGGGUCCCCAGGAGCGCCUGUCAAGGGAGACGACGCUGCAGCAGAAGAAAGCGUCGCUGGAGGCCUGGCUGCACCGGGAGGCCCAGACACUACAGCAGUACCGCGUGGACCUGGCCGAGAAGCACCAGAAGACGCUGCAGCUGCUGCGCAAGCAGCAGACAACCAUACUGGAUGAUGAGCUGAUCCAGUGGAAGCGUCGGCAGCAGCUAGCGGGAAACGGGGGUCCCCCUGAGGGCACCCUGGACGUGCUGCAGAGCUGGUGCGAGAAGCUGGCGGAGAUCAUCUGGCAGAACCGGCAGCAGAUCCGCCGGGCUGAACACUUGUGCCAGCAGCUGCCGAUCCCGGGCCCGGUGGAGGAGAUGCUGUCGGAGCUGAACGGCACCAUCACUGACAUCAUCUCUGCCCUGGUGACCAGCACCUUCAUCAUCGAGAAGCAGCCCCCCCAGGUGCUGAAGACACAGACUAAGUUUGCAGCCACCGUGCGGCUCCUGGUGGGGGGGAAGCUGAACGUGCACAUGAACCCCCCCCAGGUGAAGGCCACCAUCAUCAGUGAGCAGCAAGCCAAGGCCCUGCUGAAGAACGAGAGCACCCGCAAUGAGAGCAGCGGGGAGAUCCUCAACAACUGCUGUGUGAUGGAGUACCACCAGGCCACGGGGACACUCAGUGCCCACUUCCGCAACAUGUCCCUGAAGCGGAUCAAGCGCUCGGACCGCCGUGGGGCUGAGUCUGUGACGGAGGAGAAGUUCACCAUCCUCUUCGAGUCGCAGUUCAGUGUUGGUGGCAACGAGCUGGUCUUCCAGGUGAAGACGCUGUCCCUGCCUGUGGUGGUGAUCGUGCAUGGGAGCCAGGACAAUAAUGCCACAGCCACCGUGCUCUGGGACAACGCCUUCGCCGAGCCCGGCCGCGUGCCCUUCGCCGUGCCCGACAAGGUGCAGUGGCCCCAGCUCUGCGAGGCGCUCAACAUGAAGUUCAAGGCAGAGGUGCAGAGUAGCCGCGGGCUGACCAAGGAGAACUUGGUGUUCCUGGCACAGAAGCUCUUCAACAGCACCAGCUCCCACCUGGAGGACUACAGCAGCACCACGGUGUCCUGGUCCCAGUUCAACCGGGAAAACCUGCCCGGGAGGAAUUACACCUUCUGGCAGUGGUUUGACGGGGUCAUGGAGGUGCUGAAGAAGCAUCUGAAGCCGCACUGGAACGAUGGGGCCAUCCUGGGCUUCGUCAACAAGCAGCAGGCGCAUGACCUGCUCAUCAACAAACCCGAUGGGACCUUCCUCCUGCGGUUCAGCGACUCGGAGAUUGGCGGCAUCACCAUCGCAUGGAAGUUUGACUCCUCUGAGAGGAUGUUCUGGAACCUGAUGCCUUUCACCACCAGGGACUUCUCCAUCCGCUCCCUGGCCGACCGCCUUGGGGACCUCAGUUACCUCAUCUACGUGUUCCCUGACCGGCCCAAGGACGAGGUCUUCUCUAAGUACUACACGCCGGUUCUCUCUAAAGCCGUGGAUGGAUACGUGAAGCCACAGAUCAAGCAAGUGGUGCCAGAGUUCGUCAGCGCAUCAGGUGAUUCUGCCCCCGGAGGGGCCACCUACAUGGACCAGGCUCCCUCGCCCGCCGUCUGCUCCCAGCCCCAUUACAACAUGUAUGCCCAGAACCCCGACACCGUGCUGGACCCCGAGGGAGACUUCGACCUGGAUGACACCAUGGACGUGGCAAGGCAUGUGGAGGAGCUGCUGCGGCGCCCUAUGGACAGUCAGUGGAUCCCCCAUGCCCAGUCGUGACGGGCGGGUGCCCGGCCCCCCCGGCCCCAGCCCUGUGGGGACUGUGCUGUGUUCGUGUCUCUGUGCCAGGGGGGUCGGCGGGUGGGCCCUGCCCCGGAGAUUUGCUCUGUGCUGCCCCGAAAUGCAGGCUGGCGUCCGGCUCUUUGGUGUUUAUGCCCUUGUAUAAACGGCAGCGGAUUUGUCGCAUGGUUUUCCUGUAUGUUCCUUUUAAGAGGCCCAGCUUCGGCUUUCCGCUUCUGCAAGCACCGGCCCCGCAGCCCCCGUGCUCCCUGUCAAGGGGCUGCUCGGGGCGGGGGCCGGGGGUCCGGCCUCGGGUUUGCUUUCGCAGUCGUCACUAAGAAUGUACAUGUCGCCUUCUUGUUCUACCCCGUGGCUCCGUUCCCAGGGGGUGUGUGGGCGCACCAGGCUCUGGCAUGGGGUGGGGGGUCAGCUGGGGCUCCCCCCUGGCCCGUGCUGGCACUCUGCUCCACAGCAGCAGGGUCCCCUCCUGGACCUUGUCUCCUCCUCUGGUCCCCUAAGAAUGCGGGACCCCCUUUGGCUCCUGGCCUCAGUGUCCCCUGCCAGAGCCGGUGCAGCAUGAGGGAGAUGGGGCGCGAGGGCACCCAGCGAGGGGGGCCAGGCAGUGUGGGUGGUUUGGGGGGGAGCGGAGCCUUCUGCCUCCCCACCCCCCCGCCUCUCCCCUUGCCCUGGCCAAGAAGUUCUGGGGUCCUGGCCAUGUUAUUUUUCUAUCACAGAGUAAAUAAAGCACGGAAUAUUUUUAUAACACAAAA